Molecule: messenger RNA, 630 nt
Organism: Drosophila novamexicana
Lineage: Eukaryota; Metazoa; Arthropoda; Insecta; Diptera; Drosophilidae
Exons: 4
Coding region: 1-630 (209 amino acids)
Source: RefSeq, a predicted model, not a curated record
AUGAGAGCCAACAACAAUGGCCAGCCCAAUGGCAACCCGGCUGCAGCUCUGAGUCAUAACUCAUUGAACUUUUGUCGGCAGCCGACAAUUGCAACGGGCUACGGGCUACGGGCAACGGGCAAUGGCCACCCAUUCUAUCGUUUGCAGUGUAUCGUGGCACAUGUGACAUUCACGAAUCUGAAGUGCAACUUUACGGACAGACAAAUUGGCAAUUUCCAGCAUUGUCACAUCAAGGCUGUGAAUCGUACCCACAAGUAUGUUAGCGUACAUGCGAACAUUUAUACCAAGCCCCUAAAUAAUGUAUCGAUCAACAUUAGGUGCAUGCGCUAUAACUCUGGCUAUAAGCCCUUUUUCUUUGAUGUCACCUUUGAUGCCUGCAAGUUUCUAAAACAGCCGAGGCAUCCCAUUUUAAUAUUAUUUUAUAACACCUUGAAAAAUCGGUCCAACAUGAAUCACACGUGUCCAUACAAUCAUGACAUUAUAGUUGACAAGCUAUAUACUGGCGAUCAUGAGUUGGAAUUUGCACGAUAUUUGCCCGUCCCCAUGGGAGAUUAUGCCAUCUAUGUCAUCUUCUAUGUCUACAAAGUGAAGGCGUGCACCGUUAAUCUUUACCUAAGAAUAACCAAUUAA